Messenger RNA from Cladophialophora psammophila CBS 110553, 756 nucleotides. RefSeq lists its product as uncharacterized. Bases 1 to 756 code for a protein of 251 amino acids. The record is from RefSeq and is a predicted model, not a curated record. The transcript has 2 exons. Lineage: Eukaryota; Fungi; Ascomycota; Eurotiomycetes; Chaetothyriales; Herpotrichiellaceae.
AUGAAAAUUAUUGAUGACGUGAGCCCAUUUGUCGCAUUCACUGGUGUUUGGUAUGUUGUCGGUAUUGGCCGAUCCCACGACACAGGAUUUGACGCCAUCCUCCGCGACUGGCUGGCUGCCUUCUCGACAGCGGGGGAUUCUGCAGGAGGCUCUCCGAAAAGAGACACCUUCAAAGAAGUCCCUUCGAUGUCCAAUACUACUGAGGAAGAACAAAAUCACGAAAAAAAGAAUCAGGAAGGCGAACCCAUUCAUGGUGACUCUUCCAGUCCAAGCACUGCGAGGGAGACACAGAAUGAAGACUAUCAUGGAAGCCAAUCCUCUCAAGGUGACUCACACCCGUCAAACCCCGUUGAAGAUCAACACGGCCAAGAGGCAGGUGGAGGUCAGACAGAGAAUGCGUCUAGUUGGAUUCAUGAUGCUCUUUCACUCCUGUUCCGGAAUGUCACGUUCCAGAUGACUCCCGGUGGCAUCGAGGUCGGGUUAGGGGGACUUGGGUACCGGCACAAUUUUAGAGAUGGUCCCCAGAACCACCCCAGUCUCAACAAUGGUCCCAAGAGCCAGCCGCAUCUCAAUACAAAUUCGUCCAUCCGUGACUUGCUCAAGUAUCACGGGCAACCGUCCGACAGCGCUGCUCUAAACGACCUAUCGAAAACGUGGGGAAUACGCGUCGGUCCUGACGGCAGUCUGGAACAGAAUGAUGCGCUCCUAAGAGAAGCGAAGGCCAGAGUACGCAGGAAUGGCGGGAAGUGGUUAUGA